AUGGACUACCGAAGAAGGUCGGCUGUCGACGACGUUCGAAGCCGUAGAACAAGGGCGGUCGACGAAGAUCGACGCCGAAUAAGAUGGGCGGUCAAUGAAGAUCGCCACCGAAGGAGAUGGGCGAUCGAUGAUGAUCGACGUCGAAGAAGACGAGAGAUCAAUGACUAUCCGCCUCUCGAGCUUCUGCUUCAAUGGCGUGAUCCGCCGCCGGAAUACCCUUCCCUCUUUUACUCCGCUUCCCGCAAAGGAAUCCGCAAUCAACCGAUUGUGGUUGAUGACUACCCUCCGCUCGAACUCCCUCUCCGAUGGCGUCCCCCGCCGCUAGAGUAUCUGCCACUCGAACUUCCGCUGAGAUGGCGCGAUCCGCCUCCACAGAUUACUUCUGCAUCCGACUCCGUUCAUUUCCAACGCAGACCUACCCGCGUAAGACCAGUCGCCCUCGAAGGUCCAGCGACCGAGUCUGGCCCGCUGCCUGUAGCAUGGACUUCCGCGUGCAACACCUGCACGCCUUACCUGCACGAGUCCGAUGCCUCUGCUCAGCUCACUGGACCGAUUCCAUCUCCUCUCAAUCCCUCUGCUACCCAUCCUCCAUUACCGCCGGCUCAGACGAAGCCCCAUCCCACAACCGCCGCUCCUUCGCCGCCGGCAGCAGCCGACCAGACCCCCGCCAACCAUCUUCCUGCAACCCCAACCGCCGACCAGCUUCCCGUACCCCCAGCCGCCGACCAGGCUCCCGCACCCCCAGCGCCAGUCUCUGGAGACUCCGCUCCUUGGCAGCGCUUCUCUGGCGACCUUGCUCCAGGUAGCGAUUCUGACAGAGGUGGUGAAUCCCACAGACUCAACUCUCGCGAUUUUGCUCCACCGACCCUGCUUUCACUUUCCGAUCCGACAGCAUCCACUCCAGUCUCGCACAAAUUAGGCUCUACCUUCAUUUCCGCGCACGACCAGCCUCGCUUCACUCCCGUGUGCGACCAGAUCCUGCUGCCCGAACUGCCAACUGCUUCCUUCCGCUCCAGCAAGCGACCUUCGAUCCCUGCUUUCACAGGCGACCUGAACCUGCAGUCCAGCACCCGAGCAUGCUCUAUCUACACGCACUCACUUCAUUCUACACGCUAUCCGUCCCCAACCAGUCCGAUCAGAUCAGCCAGCACAAAGCCCUGUGAACAACUAGCAUCGGACGAUGCAAACAUGGAAGCCGGAUUUGCUCCUCAAACCCCGGCCUAG
Dendrobium catenatum is the source of this 1224-nucleotide messenger RNA. Its product is annotated as extensin-like. Lineage: Eukaryota; Viridiplantae; Streptophyta; Magnoliopsida; Asparagales; Orchidaceae. The coding region runs from base 1 to 1224 and encodes 407 amino acids. The transcript has a single exon. The record is from RefSeq and is a predicted model, not a curated record.